Ruditapes philippinarum (Manila clam) is the source of this 697-nucleotide messenger RNA. RefSeq lists its product as uncharacterized. Gene Ontology annotation, biological process: cellular response to oxidative stress. The record is from RefSeq and is a predicted model, not a curated record. Gene Ontology annotation, cellular component: cytoplasm. Lineage: Eukaryota; Metazoa; Mollusca; Bivalvia; Venerida; Veneridae. Gene Ontology annotation, molecular function: glutathione disulfide oxidoreductase activity. The coding region runs from base 131 to 448 and encodes 105 amino acids. The transcript has 2 exons.
UCCAUAAACACAAGCCACUAUAGGUGUCCAGCGUAGAUUAAGUUCUGAUUAUUGAACCGUUUAACUGACCACGAUAUUAGAGGAAUUUAGUUAACAUUAGAUUAUCGAGACUGGAAAAAACUGACAAAAAAUGGCGAACACAAAGGCAAUCGUUGAAGGUAAAAUCGCUGGGAAGAAAGUGAUGGUGUUUUCAAAAUCGUAUUGUCCAUACUGCAAGCUUGGAAAGAAAACAAUCGAGGCUUACUUGGGAAAGGAGUUAAAUUCAGAUGAUUAUGAAGUAUGGGAGAUUGAAAAUGAAAGUAAUUGUGGAGAAAUACAGAGUGUACUUGGUAGCAUUACUGGAGGCCAAACUGUGCCCCGGAUUUUCAUUAACGGCAAAUUUGUUGGCGGCGGAUCAGAGGUUCAAGCUUUGGAUCAAAGUGGGGAACUACGAAAACUGUUGUCAUAGUAACAGAUGGGCAACGUGCAAAGUCAAGGGGAGAAACAGAAAUAAUAGAACUUUCGAAAAUGAACUGUUAAAAGUGUGUAAUUGUAGUUAGAUAAAUGUAUUUAUAUGUACGUAUGUGUUAAACACUAUUAUAAUUGCAAUUGUCAUUUUUAUUUAGUUACUUUAUCAUUUAUUUGUUCCAAAAUGUUAUCUCUUGAUUAUGUUUUAUUUCAUUUCAUUAUUUCAUAUAAAUUAAAAUGAUGCAGUAUA